AUGAGUAAAGAAACGACUAAAAUCGCACCUCAAUCUGAUCUCUCGGCCAAUAAAGAAGCAACGACUGUCGUGUCUUAUAAAAAAGGAGCCCUGGUACCGAUCCCGACUCUAGCCAUUCCGAUUGACCAAAAUGCGGAUAGGAGUUACAGCAGCAUUUAUUCAGAGGACUUUAGGAAACGGAUGGAAAAGCUCGAGGAGAUGCCUUGCUUCAUCUACGAACUCGUAAUGAAAUGCUGGCGCAAACAACCGAUUGAUCGUCUUAAUUUUUGCGAAAUUGCCGACUUGUUGGAGCCGUUUUACAUCGAGAGCGAAUUCGUCCAUGUUGAAGCUCUUCUUGAACGAAACGAGGAAACGAAAGGAAAACUCGCGCGGAAAAGUUCACGAAUGAGGCGU
Molecule: messenger RNA, 393 nt
Organism: Mesorhabditis belari
Lineage: Eukaryota; Metazoa; Nematoda; Chromadorea; Rhabditida; Rhabditidae
Source: the annotation of a GenBank genome assembly